Cladocopium goreaui is the source of this 3861-nucleotide messenger RNA. The record is from the annotation of a GenBank genome assembly. Lineage: Eukaryota; Dinophyceae; Suessiales; Symbiodiniaceae.
AUGUCAUCGCAACAAUCAACCUCUACAGAUUCCUACUUUCGUUCCCACUGCGUGGCCGUUUCUGCCCAGCUCGUUACGGGGGGCCACGGGACAUCCACGCGAUUCCCGCGACGUUUUGUGCGGCGCCGGGCAAGGGCAGCCGGGGCGUAUCACGGGCAGUUCACCAUGGCGGAACAGCUCGCGCGCAUUUUCGGAACGGAGGAAGAUCGAGUGAAUUGUCCCUUCUACUUCAAGAUCGGUGCGUGCCGCAAUGGCGAUCAGUGCAAUCGCUUGCACAACCGUCCGACGAUGAGUCAGACUUUGCUGCUGUCGCACAUGUAUCCCAAUACUCCUGAAUCCCUGGCACUGGCCAACGACGAGCCUUGGGAUGAUGAUAUGUAUGACCGUGCACAGGCACACUUGGAGGCGUUCUACGUGGAGGUUUUCUUGGAGUUGGCCAACUAUGGUGAGAUUGAGGACUUGGUCGUGGUGGAUAAUCUUUGUGACCAUAUGAUUGGCAAUGUCUACGUUGCUUGGCUGAUUUGGCUGGGGAUGGUCACCGACCAUCACUGUCCAACACAACUGGUGGCUGGUUUCAACAGUGGGGCUGGGGCCCGCCCCCACCCUGGCACCGCCGGGCCGGGCGCCAUGUCGUUUGCCGUGGCGGAAGCUGCGCACAACGUGUCGUCCUUUCUGGUGCCGCAUCAAAGCUCCGAAGAUUUGAUGCAACAGGGCGUGCCUGCCCGGGAAGCACGACGGAGAAGUUUCUUCCGCACUUGGUUGAUGGAGAGGCUGUCCACAUUUCUAGAGCUGAUCUUGAUUUGGUCGGUGUUGAUCCCUGUGUUGGUGGCACUGCUCCUGGGCCUGACGCUCUUCGUGAGUGGCGUCUGCGAUGCCAUCGGCGGCAAUGAGGCCACGGUGGUCAUCACGGAUUUUCUCUUCAGUCACCUGACGGACAAAUGUGAUCAGCCCGUGGGGACCUUGGUGAUCAUCUUCUGGAUCUCUGUCUUUUCAAAGCUCAUUUUCAUUGUCUUGUGGGAUCGUUUCAACGAGAUUCCCGAAUGCGAUUGCUGCAGCAGCAGAUGUUGCCGCUGCUGUCGCCGCUGCUUCUACUAUUGUCUCACCACUCCCAUGGUCUUGUUCGAGUUCCUGUGGCCUGCGACCACCUUUGUCCUGUUGUUCCUAGCACAUGACUGCACUUGGCAGGUCAAGGCUAGUGCUUGGGUAGUGCUGUCGCCCUUCAUUUUGGAGGUCUUGGGCUUUUUCCUCUGGCUCACCUGGGGUCCUUGCCUGAAGCCCAUCUUGUGGUGCGUGGGUCUUCUGACGGAUCCCGCCAACCUGGCUCGGAGCUUUACCAGAAUCAGGUAUCGGCCCGAGACCUUCAAUGAUGAGACUUACGCCUCAAACUGUGCCAUUUGUUUGGUGGACUUUGCUGCACCCGAUGACAUCGCCCUGGCUCCCUGUGCCAACGGCCGGCACGUCUUUCACCGAUGGAAGAAGCUCUCGCGUCAUGAUUCUCCCAUCUUCCCAAAAAAACGUCCCAAUGUCAUCUGCAAAAUGGCAACCCAUUUGAGAAAACCAGCCAUGGGGUCUAUUGAUCCGGAGUUUCCAGCGUCCUUCCAGAUGUCGCCUGAGCAAUUGAUGCCGACAAGAUGUCGACGAUGUGGACGGCUGAUGAAAGAAGCCGUUGAGGUGAAGUACUACCACGAGGAGGAUGCCGAACGCGCCCUGAUGAAGCUGACAGGCCGUUUCUACAGUGGCAAGUUGAUCCAAGCCGAGUACACCACGGUGAGCGAUUUCCGUGAGGCGCGUUGUCGAGCCUUCCACGAAACGCGCUGCAAUCGUGGCAAUUUCAUGCACAUCAAGCACAUUCCCCGUGCCAUCAAGCGUCGUGUUGUCCGAGAGAUGUACGAUGACCAUCCAGAAUACCUGGGGCAAACAGCCAAGAAGUCCAAGAAGGACAAGGACAAGGAGCGCCGUUCCCGCUCCCGGCGCCGAGACAAGGAGAAGAAGGAGAAGGACCGCGACCGCGACCGCGGCGAGCGCACGGACGCUCCACCUGCUCGACAAACUUCGGAGGAGCGUCGUGCCAUGAUCGCUUCCUGGAAUGCAGAGAAGGAGACUUGGCGGGAGAAGGCGGAGCUGUGGCAUGAGCUGAGAGAUGAAGAGUGGCACGCGAGAGUGGUGGCUGGUGCUACGGCCGAGCUUUUUUGUGCCUCGGAUUUGAGGCGGUUGGAUGCUACGGUUGGAUACCGAUUGGAUACCGAGAGGUAUCCAUGGCGUUCUCACCGGAUGCUGGUGGUUUUAAAGAUCAACAGCGAGACGAGGAAGCCUACGUCCGCCUCUGCCGAACUUGUUGGGGAUGUAUUUGGCCAAGCCAGGCAAAUUCACGUGGUCGCCGAGAGGGCGACUACUUGCGUGGUGAUGGUGAUUCCAUCAUGGGUGAAGUACAGGCACCGAAAAGUCGGGAAGGACCGCAUUCGUGAGAUGGAGGCGCGCAUGGCCCUCGAUGUGGAAAGCGACACCCAUGAGGGCGCGCUCCAGGGGCAACAGGGGCGUUGCAGGGGAGCGUUGAAGUUCUGGAUUGUUUGCAGCUAUGAUUUCAAUGAGUUCAUGGCAUUUGGAUUGAAGUGUCUUAUCGUUUGUCUUCGGAGAGAAGAAACCGAGGCCGAAACGUUGCCGAGUUCCUUGGCCGAGUUAGUGGCUGGCAGGGUUGGAAUUCCUUUCCGUCCGGCUAUCAUCAUGACUGUAGCCUUCGGCGCUUUAUUGACCUGCGUCUUGAUGUUUUUGCCGUUGUAUGAAUUCACCACCCAGCUUCAAACCAAGACCGCUGAGAGUUUUGGCAAAUCGGUGAAUCGUCAGUUCGGCCUGAUUGAAGAACUGACCUCCCGUGCCGCCACCGCGUCACACCGCAGUAUUCUUGGGCGAAUCAGAAACCUGCUCUGGGAAACAGUGAUGGAGCCCCCGGAUCGUGCCAUUGACGCUCUCUGGGGCACCAUGCAAAUGUCCCACAGCUUUGAUCCGGCCUGGACGGGCCAGACGGAGAAGCAGCGGGCGGCCAUGGCUUAUCGCGCCUUCUUGGAGUUGCAGCAACAGCAAAAGGAGGCCAACCACACCCACCGACAAACCGGUGCUGCAGACUUUCUGUAUGUGGCUUUUCAGGGUGGCGAUUUUUCUGGCACAUCAUUCCGCCUGAGGAAUGAAGACACGCAGAAGGGAUACAAGGCGAAGUGGUUUGAUUGUCCGCUGCAUAGCAGCACUGCUGAAGACACCUUCUUAGAGCUCGGUGUGGUGAAGAAAGACCCAGAGUGCAAUGAGAAGUUUCCGUUGAAACGGCCAUGGUAUACCUUGCAAUCCAACAUGGCAGAGAUCGGUGGUCCACUCAAGCGCUUGUGGUCAGGGCUCUACGUCUACCUGGAUGGUACCACCAUCGGUCUUACCAAGACAGCACCCGUGGCGUAUUGUGGAGACUACUCUUGCUUUGAGGGAGUGAUUGCUGCCGACAUCACCUUGAAAGUGGUGGGCCAGAGUUGCGAUGAGGCUUUCGUGACGUUGCAACAAGAACUCAUGGCUUCAGCCUAUCAAUUUCCCAUCAAUCGGAGUAAUGCGGUGGUCUUUGUGGUGAGCCAAUUGACUCGAGGUCAGCAAGCUCCAGGGGUCCUGGUUGGCGCCUCCCAUCUCCAACUGGACCAGAUUGUGAUGGCGCAACACUCCAGCGAGGCCUUGGUGUCAAGCACAUCCAUGGAGUUAUUGCGGCGAUUUGGUGAAUGGAACGCCUCGGCUCUCCAGGAGGAGCAACUCUUCCGCUUUCGUGCUGCCAAUGGCUCCACUGACUGCGGUGUGGAGUUUUCGCAGUUUACAGACCCCGAAUGUUUGCAGGCG